Talaromyces amestolkiae is the source of this 492-nucleotide messenger RNA. RefSeq lists its product as uncharacterized. The record is from RefSeq and is a predicted model, not a curated record. The transcript has 3 exons. The coding region runs from base 1 to 492 and encodes 163 amino acids. Gene Ontology annotation, biological process: mitochondrial electron transport, ubiquinol to cytochrome c. NCBI's taxonomy places the organism in Eukaryota, Fungi, Ascomycota, Eurotiomycetes, Eurotiales, Trichocomaceae.
AUGGGUCUCACGGAUUUUUUCUCCGAUUUGGUAUCUAGCUUCGGCUUGGCCGAAGCCCACGCUGAGGCUCCUCCCGCCGAGCAGAACGACGACAGCGUUGCCGAAGAGCAGGAAGAGAAGACAGAAGAGUCUGCCGAGCCCACCGAAGAGCCCACCGAAGAGUCCACUGAAGAAUCCGAGGAGGCUGAGCCUGAGGCUGAGGCCGAAGACGCUGAGGAGGGAGAGGAGGAGGAAGAAGAGGAAGAGGAGGAAGAGGAAGAAGAGGAGGAAGAGCCUGAGGACAUCAAGCCCAAACUCGAGGAGGACUGCGCCAACUCCAAGACAUGCGCUCCCUUCAAGCACCACUUCGACGAAUGCGUUGAGCGUGUCACACGCGCACAGGAAGACGGCGACUCUAGCGGACCCCAGGAAGACUGCGUUGAAGAAUUCUUCCACCUCCAGCACUGCGCCACCCAAUGUGCUGCCCCCAAGCUCUGGAGGAGCUUGCGGUAA